CACACUAAGCAGGGUAAGAAGCGCAGGUUCACCGCAGCGCACGGAAAGGGCUUCAAACGGCGCCAUUUUGGAUUCAGCCUGCAUUCACUUCCGCCUGCGCAGAGAGAAACGGACCUGCCGUAAACUAGCUACGUUGAUUCGGUCUCCUGGCUGGUAUUGUAUUUGCUCGGGGGAUUAUUAAAUACAACACGCGGCCGUUUUAUAUUUUAUUUCAACCCAGACACGAGACGUGUACCCGGGGAUAUUUAGGCGUUGAGCUAUAACGCGUGUAAGGGUGUUUUUUUUGUUUGUUUGUGUGAGCUUCGAAACGGUCUUGGUAGCUCGUUAGCUAGCGCUAGCAGGACAGCGGAGGGGAGGGAAGCGUAACAACGCGCUGUAUAGGAAGUUUCCGUGCAGCUGGUCGCGCAUGCAGCUUCGAUAAACAAAGGUUUCUCCGUUUGGCCGAAUGUUUCAUAAUAGACAGAAGCAGCUAGUUUUUGAAGUGAGAUAACGUGGUCGGCUAAAGCGCCCCCCCUCCUCCCCUCCCCAGGCUUCCCACACGCUCCCAUUCAUCCGCUGCGAAUUCAAAAUGUCGGAGUUUGACGAAUUUGAGAGACAACUGAGCGAAAACAAGCAAGGUGACGGCGUUAACGGCCAUGAGCGGGACAAAGAGAAUAGGCACAGGCGUCGGAGCGGCUCGCGCAGCCGCAGUCGCGAGAGGAAGAGGAGGAGCAGGGAGAGGAGGAGCAGGGAGCGACGCAGCAGCAGCAAAGACCGCCGGCAUAGACGCAGCAAAGACGUGCGUAGUGUUGGCAGUCCCCGACUUACCAUGGAGAUGCGUUCCGAUGACCCCCCAUAUCGUUCCCCACCGAGAGAGAAGAAGAAGAAAAUCAAAAAGUACUGGGACGUCCCUCCUCCAGGAUUUGAGCACAUCACGCCGAUGCAGUACAAGGCCAUGCAAGCUGCUGGUCAAAUUCCUGCCACAGCACUGCUGCCCACUAUGACCCCAGACGGGCUGGCAGUUACACCAACCCCAGUGCCUGUAGUAGGCAGCCAGAUGACUCGCCAGGCUCGGCGGCUGUACGUGGGCAACAUCCCAUUCGGCAUCACAGAGAGCCUGGAGAGGUGGAGUUACGUGCUGGAGAGAAGGGGAAUGGAGGAAUCAAUGAUGGACUUCUUCAAUGCUCAAAUGAGACUAGGGGGUCUUAUUCAGGCUCCAGGAAACCCUGUUCUUGCUGUCCAGAUUAACCAGGAUAAGAACUUUGCCUUCCUUGAGUUGCGCUCUGUGGACGAGACCACACAGGCAAUGGCUUUUGAUGGCAUCAUAUUCCAAGGCCAGAGCCUGAAGAUCCGCCGGCCACACGAUUACCAACCUUUGCCAGGCAUGAGUGAGAAUCCCAGCGUGUAUGUGCCAGGUGGGGUUACUGAACAGCGCGUGGUGUCCACUGUAGUCCCUGACUCUGCUCAUAAGCUUUUUAUUGGAGGUCUCCCCAACUAUCUCAGUGAUGACCAGGUAAAAGAGCUGUUGACAUCCUUUGGGCCUUUAAAGGCGUUCAACCUCGUGAAGGACAGUGCCACAGGGCUCUCCAAAGGCUAUGCCUUCUGCGAAUAUGUCGAUGUCAAUCUUAACGAUCAGGCUAUUGCAGGACUAAAUGGCAUGCAGUUGGGGGAUAAGAAGCUACUAGUCCAGAGAGCGAGCGUAGGAGCCAAGAACGCAACUCUGACGAGCAUAAACGAGACCCCGGUGACGCUGCAGGUGCCGGGUUUGAUGAACAGCUCUAUGAAUCAGAUGGGUGGAAUUCCCACCGAGGUCCUGUGCCUGAUGAACAUGGUGGCUCCAGAGGAACUUCUGGAUGAUGAUGAGUAUGAAGAGAUCGUGGAGGACGUCAGGGACGAGUGCUCCAAAUACGGCCAGGUCAAGAGCAUCGAGAUCCCUCGCCCCGUUGACGGCCUGGAGAUUCCCGGAACUGGAAAGAUCUUCGUGGAGUUCACAACAGUUUUCGACUCCCAGAAAGCAAUGCAAGCUUUGACAGGGAGGAAGUUUGCCAACAGAGUGGUUGUGACCAAAUACUGCGACCCCGAUGCUUACCACCGCCGAGAGUUCAUCUAGAGGAGAACGCGUGAGAGCGGCGACAGGAGGAGUGCGUGGAGAGCCGGAGAACCCGGAUCGAAAGGCUGUAUUAUGACCCAGGAGUGAAUGGAGGAAUGGAUAAAAAAAAAAAUAAUUAUAGAAUAAAAAGGGGGGGUUGUUUUUUCUUAUAGUGCAAGGUGGAAUUUCAUUUUCUUUUUUUUUCUUUUUUUUUUAAAGCAAAAAUGGCUUUUCACAAUGAGUUUGCAUUUUAAUAAAGCAGGGAGUAUUAAUUGAGUUGAUUAUUUUGUUCAGGUGCAUUGGAAAUUGUACAAAAAAAAAAAAACUAAAAUGGGGGGGGGUAGAGGUUACAGUACAUGAUGCUUCUAAAAUCUACAGAAUAUUGUCAAUGGCAUGAGUGAAGGGGGUUGGGGGGGUUGCAGCUUCCUUUCACUUUAUUUUGAUCCCUCUAUUGUCAAACAAUUCUGCUGUUGGUGACCUUAACCACCUUGAUCCUACUACACACUCAAAUUUUUCAGUCUUUUUAUCUCCGAAAUUAGUUUAGUUCAACUGUGUGUUAGUUUAUAUCCAACUCUGUCUGUCCUGUUUCCAGUACACAUGACUGCCUCUAUUAUUGGUAAUUGUAACCAAGUCUAGCAUGGCACCUUUGUGUCUCUCUGUGUGAACAUAACUCUCUUUUUGAUAAUAAACUUAGUGAGAAUUUGAA
Silurus meridionalis is the source of this 2774-nucleotide messenger RNA. RefSeq names its product U2 small nuclear RNA auxiliary factor 2b (gene u2af2b). The record is from RefSeq and is a predicted model, not a curated record. NCBI's taxonomy places the organism in Eukaryota, Metazoa, Chordata, Actinopteri, Siluriformes, Siluridae. The transcript is spliced from 14 exons. Gene Ontology annotation, biological process: mRNA processing; female sex differentiation. Gene Ontology annotation, cellular component: nuclear speck; commitment complex; U2-type prespliceosome. Gene Ontology annotation, molecular function: poly-pyrimidine tract binding; pre-mRNA 3'-splice site binding. The coding region runs from base 569 to 2089 and encodes 506 amino acids.